Aspergillus lentulus is the source of this 495-nucleotide messenger RNA. NCBI's taxonomy places the organism in Eukaryota, Fungi, Ascomycota, Eurotiomycetes, Eurotiales, Aspergillaceae. The record is from RefSeq and is a predicted model, not a curated record.
AUGACACCUCCACGAAGUGCAAGCAGUGCGUGGAUCGUCACGAUCUCUGCGAACCCGUACGUUUCGACGGUCUGCUGGGCCGAGGAGCCCGGCAUCGACAUCUGCUGGGCGCCGCGGGCCACUCCAGCUGUGCAUGGCACUGGCAGCCCCGAAUCUCUCGAGCAACCUGAGAGCCCGGAUGGCCCACCGGACCGAUCAGGGAACUUCCCAAUUUGGAACAUUUCAACAACCCGGGCCAAGAAGCCCGAACUGAUUUCAGAGCUCGCGACCGUCAUUACCUUCGAUAUCUGCACAAUCCGGACGCACCAAAGAGAAGCGGCUGGACUUGAGGAUGACACGGACGAGGAGGCUGAAGGCCCUAUGGCCUGGCCAAAAUCUGCGUUCAUUGAACACUGGCGUCAAGACAUCCGCACCGCUGCCCCGAUGUCUUACGCAGACACAGGGUGUGCUGCUGGGGCCGGUGAAUCCGGGGGUGGGGCCCUGGGGGGAGUGUAA